Gekko japonicus is the source of this 5766-nucleotide messenger RNA. It is a transcript of the gene KCTD1, whose product is annotated as potassium channel tetramerization domain containing 1. The coding region runs from base 387 to 1190 and encodes 267 amino acids. Gene Ontology annotation, molecular function: transcription factor binding; transcription corepressor activity. Lineage: Eukaryota; Metazoa; Chordata; Lepidosauria; Squamata; Gekkonidae. Gene Ontology annotation, cellular component: nucleus. Gene Ontology annotation, biological process: protein homooligomerization; negative regulation of DNA-templated transcription. The transcript has 6 exons. The record is from RefSeq and is a predicted model, not a curated record.
UAGCGCCAGACAGGAAACAAGCGGGCUUCCUUCUUUUGUACACAGCCUGCCUGGAGUACUCCAAGGCUCCGAAUCUGCAGCAAGGACAACGGGAACCUCUUUGGGGCGCCGCUUUUCAUCCCCUCCUCGGUCCCCCUUUCGGAGGAGUCGGCUUGCAGUCUCGCCAGACCCGCCGCCUCUCGCUUCCAGCCGCAUCCCAACGCGUCUGCCUCCCCGAAGGCUGCUCGGCUCGAUGCCUUUACCGUGAAGCCGAGGAGGAGUGCAAUCGACGCGCCUGGCUCUCGGUGCCCCAUGUUUUACAGUACAUGAACAGUGGGCUAGUCCAGGUGUUCCCUCUUCUGUUUGCGUGAUAUGUGAAUUGGAAAUUCAAGAGAAGAGUUGGCAGAAUGGAAGAGCUGAGGGACAGUCGGCCCAAUAUGUCAAGACCUCUGAUCACUAGGUCCCCUGCAUCUCCUUUGAACAAUCAAGGCAUUCCCACGCCAGCACAGCUAACAAAAUCCAAUGCACCAGUACAUAUUGAUGUGGGUGGGCACAUGUACACCAGCAGCUUGGCUACCCUUACUAAGUACCCCGAUUCAAGAAUUGGGCGGCUUUUUGAUGGCACAGAGCCAAUUGUUUUGGACAGCCUAAAGCAGCACUACUUCAUCGACAGAGAUGGCCAAAUGUUUAGAUAUAUUUUGAACUUUCUACGAACGUCAAAACUUCUUAUACCUGAUGAUUUCAAGGAUUACAGUUUGUUAUAUGAAGAAGCAAAAUAUUUUCAGCUUCAGCCCAUGCUAGGGGAAAUGGAAAGGUGGAAACAGGAUCGGGAGACGGGCCGAUUUUCAAAGUUGUGUGAGUGCUUGGUUGUGCGAGUUGCUCCAGAUCUCGGAGAAAGGAUAACAAUGAGUGGUGACAAGUCCUUGAUAGAAGAAGUUUUCCCAGAAAUUGGCGAUGUGAUGUGCAAUUCUGUCAAUGCAGGGUGGAAUCAUGAUUCAACACAUGUCAUCAGAUUUCCUUUAAAUGGAUAUUGUCAUCUUAAUUCAGUUCAGGUACUUGAGAGGUUGCAACAAAGAGGGUUUGAAAUUGUUGGCUCGUGUGGAGGAGGGGUGGACUCUUCCCAAUUCAGUGAAUAUGUACUUAGACGAGAACUCAGAAGGACAUCUCGUUCAUCCUCUGUCAUUCGGAUAAAACAAGAGCCUCUGGAUUAAGGCAUUUUUUUCUUACACAGGAACAAAAAAGAGGGACCUUUUCAUGUGCAGUUGGGACACCAAAAGAGCCCUGGAAUGAAAAAUUGAAUAAAGACACAUUUAUAUUGAAUAUAGAGACAAUACCUGUAUUCAUAUGGAAGCAUUUGGAAUAGUAAUAAUAACCUCAAGGUGUAAAAUAUGUAUAUCUGAAAAGUUAGAUAAUGCAAAAAGAAAAAAAAACCUAAAAAUGGUAGGUGAGGUUGGUGCUGUGAUGGCCAUUAAGUGUCCUAAGCCUUAGCUAGGCCUGAUUCAACAAUAAACAAGCCAUUGCUGUUGGGGAAGACUCACAACUCCUUUUCAUUUUCCUUUGCCAGCUGGCAAUCUGGCUUUUCAGUGUAUACACCUUGACUCAAGUUUGUUUGCAGAUGUUUGUCAUAGAGGUGACUGGGCACAACUUCAAUCCAUCCAUGACAUAAAAAAGUUAAUCAGUGGGAAUUUUAAAUGUAGCUUGUACAGAAGUCAUACACUUCCGUUGGCCUGACAGAUGUGAACAUUAUUCAUGUGGGGUUUUUCCCCAAAAGGAGCCAGAAUUUAUAAGUACUUGGUAGAGUUGCUCUGGUUUCAAUCCAGUGCUUUUGUAAGUUUAUUCAAACUUUAUAAUACAUAAAAUACAGCAAUUUCUUUUAAAAUGUUCUGUUUAAGCCAACACUAGCCAAAAAAUGUAAAAUAAAACAAUCAGAAUUAGCUUUCAGCUUGCUCUGUUAUGCAUUUGAUAUGUUCAGUGGACAAUAAGUGAUGUUGAGUUGUGUGUGCAACAAAAAUAUGAAGGCAUAAGAAAGUGAGUUACAGAAAAAUGAUGUGCUUUAUCUUUAGUAUGUCAUAGAAACAGUUCUGAUGCACCUUAUACUUUCUUUCCAUCAGUGAUUUUUCCAGCCUUGUUUCAUAAUUUGACAAGUGGUCAUUUUAGAGGAGCUCUUGAGUUCUGUACAAUAUUUUGUUAAGUGAUUAAAUUGAAAUCUGUACAACUAAUUUUUAACUGCUUCUAACACUAAUGUCUGUGCCUAGGAUAUUCUCAGCACUACUCAUAAAGUCAGACUCCUGAAGUUCACACUAAAAUCCCCCCCUCGCCUUUUCUACCUGUCCUACUAUGCACAGAUUCACCUAAGUUAUUAUCUUGGGGUCAUACUACAUGUGACAUUUUAAAAACAAGUUUGAUCCAGAUUCUGGACCCAACUCACUUUCCCCAUAGCCACACGGAUUGGGCCUGUAGUGAGAGGGGAGGAGUUGCUGCUGCUUCCCCUAUCCAGCUGUUUCCUGAACUGAAAUGGCCCUGAGUGAGUGUUAUUUGCCUCCAUUUUGGAGCUGCACAUGCACAGAAUGCUUCACAUGCUGUUCAAAAAUGGGGGAAACCUCUACCUGCUCACUUUAAAAUGUCACAUCUAGUUUGACAGUUACUGGGGAAAACAUAGGGUUGAAUCCAGCCAGUUUUUUCACUUAGUGUCACCGAAUUCCUCUCCUUACUACAGCCUUUUCCCCAUAUGGCUUUUGUCCAUGCAUGUCCCAUGAACCUCAGAACAGAUUUCUUUGGAGGACAUGGGGGAAUCCCCUCUUCCCCUUUUCACCAGUAGAAAACCUGGGUGGAUCCAACCCGUGCUUUUCAGCCUCUAGAUGGUAAUAUCCAAUUUGGCUUCUGUUGAUUCUGCCAUCUAGUGCAUCAUCUGACGUUAACCUCCAGUUUUGCUAACAUAAGGACUAUCACUUCCCCCCUGCCCCACCUCUUUUGCAUUCUGCCUUACCAAGAGACCUAUAUGUUCAAUUACUGCUACAGAGAUGUUUGAAUAACAACUAGGUUUUAUAUUUUUGAAGUGAAAGCAGCUAUUAAUUACUUGCCCAAGUACACCUUAGUGUAUCCUGUGAUUUGUGUAUCCCGAUCUAAUCUAAUUAAUCUUCAGAAAAGUUCCUGAAUUACCAUCUAAAGACUGUCGUGUAUUUCAGAUGGGUUUUCACUGUACUUUCUACCAGCAACAUCUUUUUCCUCUCUCAUUUUGCGUAGCCCACUGGGUUGGAUCCUAUGAAUCUGUUCUGGUACUGGAGGUGCUUUCAUCCAUCUAGUGGAAGGAGCAUUCCACUAACCCAAGAACAUCUUACUUGGGGAAAGCUGUAUUCUUCUGAAAAAUAGCAAUUCUACUAGCAGAAUGAAUCUUUGGGAUCCAACCCUCUUGAUGAUUUAUUCUUGUCUUUUUUUUUAGUUAUCAGGGAGUCACAAACUUUUGGAUUCAGUCCAGGUUCAAAAGUUUGUUUUCUAACUCUACAGGUUAAUUCUGGUCAGAUGUUAAGUUUAAAAAAUAGUUUGGUAACUGUUUCAGACAUUGUGGACGACUUAGUUACAUCUCAUAAAGAACAUCGCACUAUUGCCUUACAAUAUUAGUCUGUAAAAUGGGAGGAAAGAGAGCUCAGUUUCGACUGGGGGCCAGGGUUAGAUCAUAUUAAACAGUUUUAACCUGAUUAUUUUAUUAAUGACUUGUAACUUUGCCUGAGGCUCUCCUGAGUGACUCGGACUAAAAUUUUCAUCUCUGGCCACUAUCAGAGGAGACUUUCUACCCAGGAAAGAAUCAUUGCAUAGUGCUUGGUUGGGUUAUGUGUUUUUGUACAAUUUGUAAUUUCCUGGUACAUAAACCUAGUUGUUGAACUAUAUGCAAUAUCAACAUAAAGUCACAGUUCCUUUUCUUCCCUGAGCCUUGUUUUUUUACUUUGUCUAUGCUGCAUGUAUUAAAACAGUUUCUGCACCAUGAACCUUCAAGCCUUAAUUUUUUAAAAAGUAAAACAAGCAAUAUGCAAUUAUAGAGGGAAAGUCUCUCCUCAAACCCAGAGGUAAUGUUUUAGGCAUAGCCAGCCAGGGAGGUCUUGGGCAAAAUAACAAAGAUUGCUUUAUUAAUCAGCUUAAACCAGCUAAACAUCAUCUCCCCACACACACACACACACACCCUUUCCGCAUCUUCUCAUAGCCCGCCUGCCUUUCUUUUAAAUAUUCUCUCCUCUACCCCCAGCUUCUUAGGUCACUCACUUUUCUUUCAAGAAGCCCCGCUAUUGGCAAAAAAGGGACAAGUAUGUACCCUGUAUAGAUAUGGUAGAAUGGCUGCAAGGAGGAACUGCAGAGCCAAGGACGCACAAGAACCUGCUAGCCCCAGCUCACGAAUCCUUCACACUGAGGCCUUGUUUUUGGACAAUAGCUCUGGGUGGGCAAGCCUCUACUUGAGCACCAAGAGGCCUACAAAUCUCUCCUGCUGCUCCCCCACUUCUUUUCAAAAGAUUCACCGGGAAAUACAAUUUCUCCAAAUAUAACCAGAGCAAAGAGGAGGCUUCACCGCCCCUCAAAAGAAUCUUCUGAAUGCCUGACUAUUGAACCAUAUAUUUUGAGCUGAUUGCCACAUUUUUAUGUUCAAGAAUUUGGUUCUUUUUCACAACAACCGAGAGAUUUUAGGUUCAGUUUCGUUUCACUGGAAAACCUCCCUGGACCAGCUUUUGUGUUGUUUUUUUCCAAGUUCAGGACCAGCAUGGCUGCUUAACAUCCCUUUUGCCUAAGUUGUUCCAGUUGACUACCAAUUUAAAAUAUCUCACCAAGAGAUUACAGAGUAAGUGUUCAACAGAAGGCUUAAAUUGUUCAUGAAAAGAUAUUUUGAUGCAUAACACAGUAACCCCUUCCCCCCAUUAUUCAUUCUUCAGGUACCUUUUUAUAUGCAAUACUGCAUUCUUUGACUACACAAAUUUUCUUUGUAAAACUAUCCAUAGCAACAAUGGUACAAACAUUUCAUUCCUUUCAGUAAGAUUUUAUUUGGAAAAAGUUGAAUAUAGAGCUCCAUGUCUACAUAAUAGACAUCUAACCACAAGAAGUUAAAGGUUAAACUGUGUUAGUUUAGUUAUGUAUUUUCACAGAAAGUACCUGAUAAAAAACAGUCUGGAGAAUAAUAAACCCACAUAGAAUUAUUCAGUGUGUUGUUAGCAAAAGAGUUUCAUUUGAUGUUGUCCCACAAGGCUAUGUUUAUAAAAUAAACGCGGGGGGUUUUUUAUCCAAUGUGGUGUCCACCCAGCAUGGUUAAUAUAAAAAAACUGGAUAAAUCUGCAGUGACGUUACUGUAGGGUUGCACUGAGAAAGGGGCUUAACUAAUUUGGACAUUCAUAGGUCUAUUGAACAGAUAUAUUUGGAUCACAGUUCACUGCUUGAGGUUUUCAAUAAUGGCAACUAGUUCUGAUGUAAUAAAAGUAUGUGCAUUUUUAUUUUUAUUUUGCACUGAGGUGAAAUUGAAGGAAUCUAAAUACUAGAAAAUCAGCUUUUAAAAAUUUGUUCUUAGCCCUGGGGAAAUCUGCAAAAUGUUAGAGAACAUACUAAUUUAAUAUCUUCUAACAAACAUUGAAAGUUACACACUUGCCCCACUUAACCUUUUAAAAAAACAGUACAGAGCUGGAAUUGAAGAGUGACUGAGGCUCCUUGAAAAGUGGCUCUUGUUGGGGGCCAACAGACUAUGCCUGGUUUUGAACUCUGCAUUGGGAGGAGCACUAUGACACAAACACUGUUGUAUGAAUUUGUGUUCUUUAUAAG